AUGUCCACCUCGAAAGAGCAAGCAGAACGUCUUAAGGCGGAGGGCAACGCGCUCUUUGCCGAGAACGACUUCGCCGGCGCUUACAAGAAAUACACUGAAGCCAUUCAGCAAGACGACAAGAACGCUGUUUUGUACUGCAACCGUGCUGCCUGCGCUUUUGGUCUGAAUAGGUACUUGGACUCGUGUACGGAUGCUACCAAGGCGACAGAGCUCAACCAGGGGUACGCCAAAGCGUGGAGCCGCUUGGCACAAGCACAAAUGAGCCUCAACAGACCGGAUCAAGCCGUCAACGCGUGGAAACGCGCGGUCGCCGCACUACCCGUCGAGAACAUGACGGCUGCUGAGAAGAAGCAGAGGGAAAGCUACACUGCCGAGCUCGCCACUGUUCAGGCUAAGCUAGUAGAUCUCGAGGCCAAUCCCAGGGAGCCUAAGGAGUAUGUCAGGACGCGUGCAUCGGAUCGGCUCCCCUGGGAUCGCGCGGUUACCCUAAUCCCCGGGCUUCAGGCUAGCCGACAAUGGAACAGUAGCGCCUAUGUCAUCACAAAGGCGUAUUUCGAAUGGCAGCAAGCAGUUGAGCAUAUGAAGUUGGGAAAAGAUGUGCGGACUCCGAAUGGUUUACCAGGCUACUUUGGGAAAUUAGGGGUUAUCGCCGGACUCUCCAAUGCAUUACUUUCCGACGAACGCGUAUUCCACAUAGCCGAUGCCGACUUCAUUGAGCGCUACAACAAGCAGCUUAUGUUCGAAUUGACACAGACGAGAGCCUGGGGCGAUAGGGGGGCUAGGCAAAUCAUGGAGCAAAUCCCUGGCAGGCUGAGGAGCGAGGGUUGGGACUCUGUCCGUCCAGCGAUCGCCGUCACUGUUCGAGCCUGGAUUAUGCGCGCUUUUAUGGAGGAGAAGCUCAAGAACAGCAUCGAGGCCGCCCUAGAGUUCUAUACGUCUGCAUUGGAUCUUCUCCAAUGGGGAAAGGAACUCUGGAAGGAUGUUCCUUUUGAGGACAAAGGCGCCGUCUUCCGGCCCACCUUCAUUCGGGGUAUCAAAUGCCUACGCCUCGACGCUUUCAUGGCUGCGUACUCCAAACACCCCGGCGAGAACUCGAAAUACUCCCUCAAUGAGUUGCUUGCCAGCGCUGAGGAUCUUCUCGCAGAACUCCAAGACAUCCCCGAGCAACCGGGACCAGACAUGGAAGACUCCGCCUUCUUCUUAUCGUUCUUCCGGUACCCUCUUGGUCAAGCACAUGCCAUGCGCGGCUUCUACUAUCACCACACCGGGAUCUUGAAACGGAAGAAGGAAGGUAUCUGCGAAGAACUGAUGAACCAUUAUAUGCAAUCCUCGCAAGCAUACCUCAAGGCUGCAAGCUACUUUCCCAUUGACGAUGAAAAGCAUGCCGGGUUCCUCCAUACCGCAUUCGACGUACAGUUCGACGUUGGCGGACCAGUGAACUACCUGCUCAUGAUUUUGGACAAGCUGAACGACGCGAUCCCUCGCAUGAAGCCAAUCUGGGAGUACGGAGCAGACGCGCAGUAUGGUGCGCAUGCUGCGUUUGCGACCGAUCUGAAGUUCCGGGAGAAGCUGUCGCGCGCUGCUGAAGGGGUGUCGGAGGAGGAACGCGGCCGUAUGUGCAUGAGGCGCGACUGA
Molecule: messenger RNA, 1635 nt
Organism: Dichomitus squalens LYAD-421 SS1
Lineage: Eukaryota; Fungi; Basidiomycota; Agaricomycetes; Polyporales; Polyporaceae
Exons: 12
Coding region: 1-1635 (544 amino acids)
Biological process (GO): post-translational protein targeting to endoplasmic reticulum membrane
Cellular component (GO): TRC complex; membrane
Molecular function (GO): molecular adaptor activity; protein binding
Source: RefSeq, a predicted model, not a curated record